CACCUUUAAAGUCUUAAACUCCGGUCAAUAAUAGGUUAUUGUAAAUUCAACCUUUAUAUAUUUCAUUUCCAUGAAAGUUGGCGGCGAAAUUUCAUCUUGUGAAUAGGUCUUAAAUCGGAUAACAAGUUCUUUUCAGGUGUAGAGAAACUUGCGUAUGUAAUUCAUCAAAAUGGUGAAAAUAAUGAAAUCUGGGAAGGUGGUGCUCGUCCUGAGCGGGAGAUACGCAGGACGAAAAGCCAUCGUCAUGAGGAAUUUUGAUGAAGGAACAUCGGAGAAACAGUACGGUCACGCCAUGGUGGCUGGUAUUGACCGAUAUCCAAGAAAAGUACACAAACGUAUGGGCAAAGGCAAACUUCAUAAACGCUCCAAGAUAAAGCCUUUCGUUAAGAUUUUAAAUUAUAAUCACUUGAUGCCCACUCGAUACACUGUGGAUUUGCAGCUCGAUAAAGUUGCACCCAAAGAUUUGAAAGAUCCAAUGAAGAGGAAGAAGGUGCGAUUCCAAACUCGAGUAAAAUUUGAAGAAAGGUACAAAUCCGGAAAGAACAAGUGGUUUUUCCAAAAAUUGAGGUUCUAAUUUGUAACAAAAUAAACAAUUUUAUCGAGUUAUCGCAAA
This is a messenger RNA of Leptopilina heterotoma, 613 nucleotides long. RefSeq names its product 60S ribosomal protein L27 (gene RpL27). Gene Ontology annotation, biological process: translation. Gene Ontology annotation, cellular component: cytosolic large ribosomal subunit; ribosome. NCBI's taxonomy places the organism in Eukaryota, Metazoa, Arthropoda, Insecta, Hymenoptera, Figitidae. The record is from RefSeq and is a predicted model, not a curated record. The transcript has 4 exons. Gene Ontology annotation, molecular function: structural constituent of ribosome. Bases 170 to 574 code for a protein of 134 amino acids.